Molecule: messenger RNA, 858 nt
Organism: Fusarium pseudograminearum CS3096
Lineage: Eukaryota; Fungi; Ascomycota; Sordariomycetes; Hypocreales; Nectriaceae
Exons: 1
Coding region: 1-858 (285 amino acids)
Molecular function (GO): copper ion binding
Source: RefSeq, a predicted model, not a curated record
AUGUCCAGCCCGAGACUAUACAAGUUGUAUGCUCCACCUACUGGGCCUUUCCGACCCAUCCCCCUAGAGGUAACCGUCUACGGCCCUCACAAUGCCCUCAAAGCCGCAAACUAUGGCGCAAAGCGUCUUCUUCUCUGUCGAAAAGACUCCGCCUGCGUGGGUGGUCUCACCCCUGAGAUCGAAGAGCUCGAGUACCUGAAAGACAAGCUUCAUAUCCCCAUCAGCUGUGUCAUCCGACCCCGUGGAGCUCCUGAUGCUUCUGCUGUCGGCGAGUCUCAAGACUACAUCUACUCAGAGGACGAGUUCGCCGAGAUGUGCGAUUCCAUCCUCAAGCUCAAGGAGACGGGUGUCAUGAACCCUCUUCGUGGCGAUUCUUUCGUCUUUGGAUGUCUGAGCCGAAACCAGGAAGGAUCAACUGAGGCCCUGAAGGAGAGAAUCGUUCUUAACCGAGCUCAAUCUACCCAGCUCGUCAACGCAGCCAAGCCGUACGGAUGUGUCUUCAACCGUGCAUUCGACCACUUCGCCCAAAGCGGAGACUGGAGCGACAUCAUCCCCCAACUCGUCAACAUCGGCUUCACUGGCGUCAUGACAACUGGAGGACCAGGAAAGUUCAACAGUCACGUUGAACUCCUUGGAGCCAUUUGUAAACAGUCUCGGGGCAUCCAACUCAUCAUUGCUGGCGGAUUCCGCUGCCCUGAGGCCCUGAAGCUUCGAGCCUACGCGCACGAGAACAGCGCCAACACCAUCUGGAUCAAUGGCGAUUGUCUUCGUCGCAGGCGCCAUGAUGAUCCAGAGACUGUCGACAUGGACGGCGUCAUGGACAUGCUGGGUCUGCUUGGCCUUCAGGCGACGGAUUAG